UGCGCCCUCACCCCCACGCAUGCGCUGUCCCUCGAAUAAAGUGGCACCUGGAGGCCCAUGCUGCUGGCCCUGCGCAUGUGCGCCAGGCUCAAUGACAACCAAACCUUUCUAAGGGUGCUGGGGCUCUGCAUGCUGCGGGUAGCUCGAGCAGCCUGUGGGGCCGGGUGGGGGGGCUGCCCCCGGCCCCCGCUGAGGCCCUGGGCCCCCGAGGCUGCCUCCCGGCCCCACUCCUCCCUAACCACCAAGAUGGGGGAGUAUCGGAAGAUGUGGAACCCCACGGAGCCCCGGAACUGGGCCCAGCAGUAUCAGGAACGCUUCAUCCCCUUUUCCAAGGACCAGCUGCUACAGCUCCUCCUGCAGGAGUUUCACUCUAGUUCUUCUGCCAAGGUUGCGUUCCAGGAGUUUGUAACCCACACUGACAUCUGCAUUCUCUCUCAGUAUGACCGCACCCUGACCCAGCUGCAGGCGUUGUAUGACCCCAUCAACCCAGACCGGGAGACUCUGGAGCAGCCCUUCCUCACGGACCCUCAGCGCCUGGAUAAUGAGCAGGAGGUCCUCAGGGCCCUGGCGCCGCUGCUGGACCAAGCUAACUUCUCCCCCCUGUCCGAGGACACCCUGGCCUAUGCCCUCGUGGUCCACCACCCACAAGAUGAGGUUCAGGUGACCAUCAACCUGGACCACUAUGCUUACAUACAGUUCUGGGCCCUGGGCCAGCGAGUGGGGCGGCUCCCACGCAAGUCCAUGGUGGGCUCCGAGCGGGGCUUCUUCACCAAGUCCCCUCCUGCCGAGCGGCGUUACUUUAAGCGGGUAGUGGUGGCAGCCCGCACCAAGCAGGGUCACCUGGUGCUGAAGAGUUUCAAGGACACCCCCCUGGAGGGACUGGAGCAGCUCCUGCCUGAACUGAAGGUGCGGACGCCCCUCCUGCAGCGAGCCCUGCUCAACGCCAUGCUCCUGGUCUCUGGCCUGGUGUUCUUCGUCAACGUGGGCAUGGUGGUCCUGUCUGACCUCAAGGUGGCCACCUCCCUGCUGCUGCUGCUGUUUGCCAUCUUCAUGGCGCACCGCGCCUCCAAGCCCCUGAGCCCCAGGGUGGAGUCCUCAAUGGUCUGGAAUCCAAUGAACGCUUGGAAUGGAAGCAUGUUUGGCCAGCACCGGAACCUGCAGGCCCUAGAGCUAGCCCACAUGUUGUACUUUCGAAGCACUUCCAACAACUCAGAGCUGAUCACGGCCCUGGUGCACCGGGCCCAGGAGGAGCACGCCAAGGAGGUCCUGCUGGCCCACAGCUUCAUGGGGCGCAGGGGUCCGGGGCCUCCUGAGGACAGUGCCAGGUGGCUGCAGGCCUCCGUAGAGGCCUGGCUCCUGGCCCGGACAGGCUGCGAUGUGACCUUCAACGGGGCCCGGGCCCUCAGCCACCUGGAAGCCCUGUCUCGAAACAUGUCCCCUGGCCCACCACCCAAUCUCUGCAGAAGCUCUCGACCCUCCUGGGCUGCCCAGCUUCAGAGACCCCUGGCGCCUCCUGGGACCCAGCCAAGCAGGGAAUGAGUUUCCUGUCACCGCCUGGCCCAUGAGGGCCCCACGGGUCAGAGUGCUGGCCCACGGGCUUCCAGUGGGCUGAAAUUCACAGCCCAGGGCCACUCUUUUCCCAGGGACGGAGGGGCACGUGGCCCUGGGAGAGACUGGUGUCUCUGCUGCUCCCCGCUGCCAUCGGCCUCUUGGGAAAGCAGCAGGGUCUGCCCUCCCAAUGCCAGUGCCUUCCCCAGACCCUGAUAUUUUCGAUACUGACUUCUGCCAAUGCUACCUCUGGCUCCAUCCCACCCCGUGUCCCUCCGUGUGCAAUACUGAUCCCUGUCCCCAUCUAUCCUCCAGUUCCCACAGAAAUAAACCCUGUUUACACCA
This is a messenger RNA of Vombatus ursinus (common wombat), 1893 nucleotides long. RefSeq names its product transmembrane protein 143 (gene TMEM143). Lineage: Eukaryota; Metazoa; Chordata; Mammalia; Diprotodontia; Vombatidae. The coding region runs from base 58 to 1539 and encodes 493 amino acids. The record is from RefSeq and is a predicted model, not a curated record. The transcript is spliced from 9 exons. Gene Ontology annotation, cellular component: mitochondrion.